This is a messenger RNA of Hansenula anomala, 2361 nucleotides long. It is a transcript of the gene SCY1, whose product is annotated as Scy1p. Gene Ontology annotation, molecular function: protein kinase activity; ATP binding. The record is from RefSeq and is a predicted model, not a curated record. Gene Ontology annotation, biological process: protein phosphorylation. The transcript has 2 exons. Lineage: Eukaryota; Fungi; Ascomycota; Saccharomycetes; Phaffomycetales; Wickerhamomycetaceae. Bases 1 to 2361 code for a protein of 786 amino acids.
AUGUUCAAGUGGAAAACAGGAAUUCAAGGAAAUUAUUCCAUUGCAUCAAAUCCAUCAUUCCAUUCAGAUCUUUGGGCUAUCUAUCCUGCAAGACAUAAAUCAACAGAUCGUCAAGCAUCUGUAUUCAUCUUUGACAAGAAGAAAUUCGAAUCCUUAUUGUUGAAAAAUAAUAUUAUUAAAAAACAUGAUAAACAAGUUAUCAAUGAUGCUUAUGAAAUUUUAAGAAAUCAAGUUUCAAAUUUAGCAAAAUUUAGACAUCCAAAUAUUUUAACAUUAAUUGAACCUUUAGAAGAUCAUAAAUCAAAUUUCAUAUUUGUUACUGAAUAUGUAACUGCUUGUUUAAAUUCAGUACCAAAUGAUUUAGAUGAUGUUGUUAUCCAGAAAGGUUUAUUACAAAUAUCAAAUGCAUUGAAUUUUUUACACUGUACUGCAAAAUUUAUUCAUUUAUCAAUACAACCAAGUUCUAUUUUCAUUAAUGAUAAUUCUGAUUGGAAAUUAAGUGGGUUUGGUCAUAUUCAACCAAUAGAAUUAGAGGAAUUUUUCAUCCCACAAUAUGAUCCAAGAAUGCCAAAUUUUGUAAAUAUUAACUUAAAUUUCACUGCACCAGAAUUAGUUUAUGAUAACAAGAUUUAUCCAGCAAGUGAUAUUUUUUCAUUAGGUUGUGUUAUUCAUUAUUUAUAUAACCAUGGUGAAAAAAAUUUAUUAAAUUGCAGUAAUUCAACAAGUUAUUAUAAAGAUGAAUUUAAUAAAUUUGAAAAAUUAUUAAAACAAAACAAUUUGAAAUCUUUUUUCAAAAAAGUUCCAGAUUCUUUAUUAGAGAUAUUACCAAUGAUGUUAUCAAGAUAUCCAAAUCAAAGAUUAACAAUCCAGGAUUUUUUAUCAAGUGGAUAUUUUGAUAAUCCAUUAAUUAAAACAAUGAUUUUCCUUGAUGAAUUCCCUACUAAAAAUGAUGAUGAGAAAUUAAUUUUUUUAAAAUCAUUAGUUAAUUUAUUACCAUUAUUCCCAACAUCAAUAUUACAAAAGAAAAUAAUGCCAAUUUUAUUAGAAUUGUUAAAUAAUGGACCUAAAUUAAUAACAUCAUUAAUUCAAGUAUCAUUAACAAUUGUGCUUUUGAUAGGUGAUACGUUAUCUCAAUUAACCUUCCAUGAUAAAGUCUUCUCAACAAUUUCAAAUGAAUCAUUAAUUUCCACAUCUGAAGCACAAAUUGUAUUAUUGGAAAAUUUGAAAAUCCUACAGAAAAAAAUCAAAAAUGAUGAAUUUAAAAAAUUAUUAAUCAAAUUAAGUGAAAAAACACUUGAUCUAAAGGCAAAUUCUCAAAUCCAAACAAAAUCAUUAGAAAAUAUUGAUUUUUUUUUACAAUCUAUUGAUUUCCCCACUAUUAAAAACAAUAUCUUCCCCAAGAUUUGUUCCAUUUUCGCCAAAACUACAUCAUUAACAGUUAAAGUGCAAACAAUAUAUUCAUUCAAUACAUUAAUUGAACGUAAAGGGAUUGAUAAAUUCACUAUAAAUGAAACUUUAUUACCAUUAUUAAAAUCAAUGAAGACACGAGAAUUGAAAAUCUUGGAGGCAAUAUUAAAAGUUUAUUCAACUUCCUCAGAAAUAUUGGAUGAAGAACAUGUUGUGGAGCUUAUAAUACCUCAAUUAUGGUUAUUAUCAAUCUCUUCAAAUUUAUCAACAAGUUUAUAUCAAAAUUAUAAUGAUGUUAUUAAUGGAAUCUCACAAAGAAUCCAAUCCAAUCAUAUGAAGAAAUUGAAAUCCUUGGAAGGCAGUAAACCUAAAGAUGAUGAAGAUGAUGGUGAAAAAUUCAGACAUUUAUUAUAUGGUAAAGAAGAUCACACUGAGCAACCCGCAAAGCUGCAUAUUGGACUAAGAGAUACUCCAUUAUCACCAACUACAAACAACACCAAAUCCAAACCAGCAGCAAAACCACUCUCACUAAAACCUAAACCACACAAGACAGAUUUAAAUUUCGGCUCAAAUUCAAAUGGGAACAUACCAAAAGCUGUACAAAAUUUAAGAAAUACAUCAUCAUUAUCAAAUAAUUUCGAUGAUGAUCAGUUUGAUGAUUUCGUUUCAGCUCCAUCAACGAGAAACACGACACCAACACCUAAUACGGGGAUUGAUUGGAGUUCAGAGAGUGGUAAGAUUGGUGGGUAUGGUGUGUUACAGCCAAAGUCUCAAUCUCCAAGUAUGAAAACUCCUACUAUGAAUACUAGUAUGAAUACUAGUAUGAAUACUAGUAUGAAUACUACUAGUAAUCUACCACCAGGGUUCAGUACACAGUUGAUGCAGCCUAUGAAGCGUGGUAACAGUGUGAAUAAGAGUAAUAAUGGGUGGAAUGGAGGUGAUAGUUUGAUAUAA